UCGUCACCCUGCCUAAAGAUUGAAAGAAUAUGGAAGUAACUGUUAAAAAAAACUAAAUAAACAAAUGAUUCGCUUAAGAAUUAAUGAAUGUAUACAGGAAGUAAUUGAUGCAACCCGGAAAACAUUUUUGUUCUCACAAUUGCAUGUCCUUGCUGCAUCCGUCAUAUACGAGUUUAUAAAGAAUCGUCAGGAUUUCUUUACUCAAGUCUUUCAAGUAUGCCGAGACAAAUUUCUCAUCGUUAUUUAUUAUUUUGUUUAUUCGUGAGUGCGAUCCUAACUUGCGGAUCGUCACGAAGGAUUCCUAGAGGAGCAUCCUGUCCCUCGUGUAGUCAAGACUGUCCAGAAGCCUUGACCGUUCAACUACCAUGGACUCCUUAUCAAAAAUCAAAUCUACAGCCAGGAAUCCUACAAGAUGUUUCCAUCAAUUCGCUCCGAAAUUCCCCUUAUUCUCGUUUACGAGGAGGAAUUUCUCAAGAUAUCAUAUUCGAUAACGACAUUUCAUCAAGUCAAAAUUUAAUGUCCUUUAGAAGAAUCCCUCAAGAAGAAUCUGUGAACAGAAAUUUAUUUUACAGAAAUUUUCUGAAUAACUAUCCGAGGUCUUUAGACAGACGAGAAAUCUUUUCUCAGGACAAACCUGCGAAAGAAUAUCCUCGUGUCGUUCCAUCGAGGCAAGUUUUCGGUAGAUCGGAAAAUUUCUUCCUUAGAGAUCCUCGCAAUAAAUAUUCAGAAUCUUCAUUGGAAGAUUACAACGUGAUAAAGGAUUACAAAAAGGACGAAGAAAAUUCUAUGAGCAAAAUACCUGUCAUUUAUCGUGCCGACAGAAAUAUAGAAUCUUCGCGGGAAAAUUCAAGGGACUCUUCUUUUUCUUCAAAUGUUCAACUAGAGAGAUUCUUCCCUAAAUUUGAAAGUAAUUAUCGAUCUCGCAGGGAAGAUAUUCUCGAUGAAGAAAGAAAUACAAUCAAAUCUUCAAAUCCUGUCAAUCAGCAAUAUGAUCUCACGCAUCCUCGAGUAAGAGAAUAUAAUCACAUAAGAUUCGGUCCGUCAGAAAUUAAGCGUGAUCCUUACGUUAAAGAUACAGAUGUUUCAACAUCGAUGAAAAAUCACGAAUUCUUCGACAAUUGGGACAUUGCCAAUGAUUCAUCGCCAUCCUCGAAUCUGGGACAGUUAAGAAAUAAUAUCUUGCAUUCUGCGGAAAAACAAGAAGUUAUUCCCGAGGAAAUUAAUAAACAAAUUGAUUUUAAUUCUGAAUUUCCUCGGAAUUUGAAUAUGUGGGAUAGAAGAGACGAAUUGUUUAAAUCUUUGAUGAAAUCAAAUAUUGAACCCUUUGAAAAUGAGGAAGAUAAUGAUUAUCUCAUGGACGAGGAAGAAUAUCUUGAAGACAAGACGGAAAAGGAUAUCAAGACUGAACAGGAUAGUUAUCCUCGCGUUUUUCCUCAGAAUAUUUUGAGGGGAAUACAAGACGAAGAGCUCCUCGAUAGUUUGAAUGUCAUGCGUGAACAUCCCCAAAAGUUUCAAGAGACGAAGGAAUUGAGAUUACAUUCAGAAGAAGAUGAUAACGAAUACUUUCAAGAUGAAGACGUGAUCAUUUCAGACAAAACAUUCACUAAUGUCGAAUCUGCUCGUGCCCCUGUGAUUAAUGCCUAUAAUGCUUAUAUACUUCCUCGAUAUUUAAAUAUUUUAAAUGAUAAGAAGCAGCUUGUCAUGUAUGAGAAAAAUAAAAAAUUAUCAGAAGCUAGAAACGAUCUAUACACGAAUUCUGUAAAAGAAAUGGAUCAGGAAUUCUUUGAGGAUGAGGAUAUUGUGCAAGACAAUAUACGCAUUCCGGAUUUGACACUUUCUAAAGACAUUUUCAAUGUGGACGAAUAUAGUAAGCCUAUUACUAAUAUGCAAAAUUACGUAAGAAACAAGAAUGAGGCUUUGACAGAACUUGAUCCUGAUCUACUCGAUGACAUCGAAGAUCCUCCAGUAGAAACAACCAAAUCGUCAUUAACGUAAUUCUUUGUUAAGACUUUUUUAGUGAUAAUAAUAGAGAAAAUUGUUUGUAUUAUAUAUAAAUAUUCUAGUUGAGUU
This is a messenger RNA of Pogonomyrmex barbatus (red harvester ant), 2070 nucleotides long. RefSeq lists its product as uncharacterized. The record is from RefSeq and is a predicted model, not a curated record. NCBI's taxonomy places the organism in Eukaryota, Metazoa, Arthropoda, Insecta, Hymenoptera, Formicidae.